This is a messenger RNA of Platichthys flesus (European flounder), 1794 nucleotides long. RefSeq names its product D-aspartate oxidase (gene ddo). The transcript has 5 exons. Gene Ontology annotation, molecular function: FAD binding; D-amino-acid oxidase activity. The coding region runs from base 328 to 1344 and encodes 338 amino acids. NCBI's taxonomy places the organism in Eukaryota, Metazoa, Chordata, Actinopteri, Pleuronectiformes, Pleuronectidae. The record is from RefSeq and is a predicted model, not a curated record.
GGCUCCCGGCUGCACGGGACUAGUCUGGGGACUGCUCGUUAAGGCUAAGCUACGUGCUAAACAACGUGGCUCCGCGGCUAGCGGGAGCCGGCUAACUACAGCUAGCGGAGUUUCUAAGCUGCUGAGCCGAGCUUCUACGUCGCUAAGCCGAGCCUCCAUCGCUAGCAACACACUACAUUUAUUACAUGUACCACUACUGUUCAGGGAGGCAGAGGAGUAGGUAAACAUUAGACACUCGGAGCAAGAGAGAGCAGUGGAGCAGCAGGGAGAGAGAGAAGACGUCGCUGCUAUAGAGCUACGAGGGUCUGAGACGCAGGCCCGUCCAUCAUGACGAGCGUGAAGGUCGUGGUGGUGGGAGCAGGCGUGAUCGGGUUCUCCACCGCUGUCUGCAUCGCCGAGGCGCUUCCCUCCUGCUCGGUCACUCUGCUGUCGGAGAAGUUCAGCCCGGACACCACCAGUGAUGGAGCUGCAGGGAUCGUGUUUGCCGGAGAGUUCCCAGAUAUUCCCUUGGAAAGACAAAGGCUCUGGUUCAAGGACAGCUUUGAUCACCUGUUGGCCAUCGCUCAAUCCAAACACUCCCCAGAGGCCGGAGUAAUGCUGAGCUCUGGCUGGCAAAUUUUCAAAGAGGUUCCGGCGGAUAAAUAUCCCUUCUGGUCAGAGUUUGUAAUCGGAUUCCGACUCAUGACUGACCGCGAACUGAGACGGUUCCCAGAUCACACAUUUGGCCAAGCGUUCACCACCAUCAAAUGUGAAUGUGCCAGCUACCUGCCGUGGCUGGAGAACAGGUUCAAAAGAGCUGGAGGUCGAGUGCAGCAGAGGAAAGUCCACAAUCUCCAGGAAUUAAGCAAAAGCUACGACAUCAUUGUCAACUGCUCUGGUUUGGGCUCCAAGCUGCUGGUGGGGGACACCCAGGUCUACCCCGUCAGAGGCCAGGUCCUCAAGGUGGAGGCGCCGUGGCUGCAGCACUUCACCCGAGACGGAGAUGGGAAGACUUACAUCUACCCCGGCAUACACGGCGCCACUGUCGGCGGCACGAGGCAGGAGGGGGACUGGCGACUCGAGGUGGACGAGGGCGACACCAAGAGCAUCCUGGAGCGCUGCGGCCGGCUGGAGCCGUCCCUCUGCAAAGCUAAAGUGCUCAGUGAGUGGGUGGGUCUGCGGCCGAGCAGGAGGAACCUGAGGCUGGAGAGGGAGGUGGUGCAGCUGCAGGGCCGCCAGGUACCAGUGAUCCACAACUAUGGCCACGGGGGCUGGGGAGUCACUCUGGCCUGGGGCACGGCCCUGGAUGCAAUGAGCCUGGUCCGACAGUGCCUCAUUGAAAAGCCUGCUCGAGCUAAACUGUGAACUGAACCUGGUCCUUACACAGACACAACUGCUGAAAGAUUUAAAUCACUGAUACACAACAUAUCAACUGAUCAGAACUUAUUAAAUGAUUUAAAGGAAUACAUUUGCUUUAUUUUUGUGUGUUUAAAACAACAGUGACAAAAUUUAAAGACUUUACUGCCAUCUGGGGUAAAUUAUUGAGUCUUUAUAAGGUGAUGUAAUAAUUUUGAUAUGAGUUUUACUUCAUUCAAAUAAAAAACUUUAUUGAUGUAGAAGUGUGAUAAGCAUUAUAUAAAACUCUUAACGUAUUGAUAAAUUAACUGCUGAAAUAGAAAAUACUGUACAUUAAUUGAUAUGAAACUGAUGUGAAAUAGAAAACAAAUGUUUAAACUGUUUGUAUAUUGUACCUGUUUGUCACAACACUGCUAAUUGUUCAUUGUGCCAAGAACAUUAAACAUUUUAUUUUCAGAA